GCAAUGCGCUACUCGAACGUCAUUAUAGAGGGGCUCGCUAUAACAGACGGUUACCAGGCAUAGAUUGGGUGAUAGCGGGGCUUGUCAAGUAGAUAUCCUUAUCCCAUCUCAGAUCCAUCUCUUCCAUCCAGUCCGUAAGGCUGUUCGAGAGUUUAGCUUGUGCUCUACAUCGGCUUCUAUUCGUCGAAUUCAUGUGACCUAGCGGAUGUUUCUCCUUUUAUUUCCCCCAGUUUUUGAAACUGUCGAUGGGGCAAGAUGAAGAAGACGCUGCUUCUGUGCUUCAUCCACGGCUUCAAGGGGGGUGAAGACACCUUCGGAGCCAAUUCAGAGUUUGCCCAGCAUCUUGCCGCCCUACUCAGUGCAGCACUUCCCAAGAUCGACGUACAAGCCGUCACUUACCCCAAGUACGAGACCAGGGGCGACUUACACGAAUGCGUAUCACGAUUUCGCGACUGGCUUCUUGAGAGGGUAAUCGACAUCGAAGUUGCGAAUGGCACACCUUCACCGACUGUGGACCCUUCCGUCCACACGAUAUUGAUAGGGCAUUCUAUGGGCGGUAUCGUAGCCGCCGAGGCUGUCAUCGCUCUUGCCAACGAGAAGCCCAUUCCGCACGAUGGAGAUAAUCGAUCUGGCAGCGAGGAAGAUAAAGAGGACACGGAAUCAGGGCGCCAACGAGAAUCCUCUCCCGAAACUUUAAAUAGCUUGAUGUUCCCUUACGUACAAGGUAUCCUGGCCUUCGACACGCCGUUUCUGGGCAUUGCGCCAGGCGUCGUAGCGCAUGGCGCCGAAAAUCACUACAACAACGCCGCGGCGGCGUGGUCACAGCUCAGCGGACUUUCAACGGCAUUUUGGAGCUCAGACAACAAAGAACAGUCUCCUCCAGGCAAUAAAAAACCCGUGGCCGCGCUUCCUGCGCCGGCGAACGACAAGCCGAAUGCACCCAAAGGCGGUGGAUGGGGCAACUGGGGCAAGAUUGCAAUGGCAGCGGGCGCAGUCGGCGCAAUUGCUGCCGGCAGCGCGGCUGCGUACGUGAAUCGUGAACAAAUCACAACGGGAUGGUCCUGGGUAUCGUCGCAUCUCGAAUUUGUGGGUUGCUUGGCCCGCGGAGAGGAGCUCAAGAACCGAGUCCGAACCAUGUUACGGCUGAAUAAAGAGCUUGAUAUUGGGUUUGCGAAUCUUUACACGAGGCUUGGGAAGGCGGCCGCUCCGAAGCAGGUUAGUAUGGUGGGCACGGUGCUUGGUAAAGAAAGGACAUUCUGCAAUCUUCCCUCCAAAUCAGCUGCUGGUGUUUGGAAAGAAGCGAUCAAUGAUGCGGCCACUGAUGAAACGGGGGCUCAUAUGACCAUGUUCGAGGCGAAAGAGAACCCAGGGUAUGGGCGAUUAUCUGAGGACGCGAAGGACUUGAUUGUGGCUUGGUCAAAGAACGACUGGUAUGAGACAAGUACGCGCGGGGAUCUCGAAUAAAUCGGCGGUACAGAGUAUUAAUUUAAUUAUUUGUAUAUAUGUCUUAGUUCGACUUCAUUCCCCCUUUUCCAUGUUUGUCUAUAUACCAUUUGUAUUCUAUUCGACUCUUUUGAUUUUCUCACCGUAGAUACUCAGUAACUCCUCGUUUUACAUAAUAGUAAUAUGCGCUAUUGGUAGACAUUCCCAGCCAUUGUGCACACUCCUAU
This is a messenger RNA of Xylaria bambusicola, 1670 nucleotides long. RefSeq lists its product as uncharacterized. The transcript is spliced from 3 exons. The record is from RefSeq and is a predicted model, not a curated record. Bases 256 to 1464 code for a protein of 402 amino acids. NCBI's taxonomy places the organism in Eukaryota, Fungi, Ascomycota, Sordariomycetes, Xylariales, Xylariaceae.